Rhinichthys klamathensis goyatoka is the source of this 1822-nucleotide messenger RNA. It is a transcript of the gene eme1, whose product is annotated as essential meiotic structure-specific endonuclease 1. Gene Ontology annotation, biological process: double-strand break repair; resolution of meiotic recombination intermediates; replication fork processing. The record is from RefSeq and is a predicted model, not a curated record. Lineage: Eukaryota; Metazoa; Chordata; Actinopteri; Cypriniformes; Leuciscidae. The transcript is spliced from 9 exons. Gene Ontology annotation, molecular function: nuclease activity; DNA binding. Bases 103 to 1779 code for a protein of 558 amino acids. Gene Ontology annotation, cellular component: nucleus; Holliday junction resolvase complex.
UGUGACGCAGCGGGCGCGCUCCCGUGAUCCUUCAGAAGAACCCGCGAAGCUGCGAACUGGAGAGUUUGGCUGGCACUGCAGAUCUUCGUAUAACAGCUCAGCAUGACCUGCAUCAGUAGACCUGGAUUCCUCCUAAGUGACAGCGACUCCAGUGAUUCAGAAGAGCUGCCUGUGUUUGAUUUCUCACAGUCAAAAUCCAGACAGGCCAACUUGGUGGUUUUAAACAGUUUAGACUCAGAAAUGGCUCAUGUUGCUGAUCCAAUUUCAGCUUUAGAGGUCCGCUCCUCCACUGGACCUGCUAGAUGUGACGUGUUGAUGGUCAGUAGUGACAGCGAGGAGGAGGAGGCCGUCAUUCCCUUAGCUGUGAGACUGAAACAGAAACAACGUGGUCUGGGUACAGUAGCCACCGCUGCAGAGGAGACUCAGGCUUUCAAUGUGGAUCCUAAUGGAUAUUCACACUUCUUAGAUGUUCCAGCACAUCAUAUCAACCCCGAGGCCCACCCAGUUGAACAUAACAAGAUCUGUAGAAAUAUAACAAGGCAGUGUAGCUCAAACAACGCUGCACCAUACCUCACAAAAGAACCUUCACCUGAAGCAGAGAAUGGCCCUUACCUGGCCAAACGCAAGAAAACCCCAGCAGAAGUGGAGGCUGCCAGACAGGAAGCCCUGAGGAAAAGAGCAACGCGAGAGCAUCAGCAGGAAGAGAAGGAGAGAUUGAGAAUGGAGAAGAAAGCUCUGGCUGAUGCUGUGAAAGCCCUGAGGCCAGAGGAGUGCAUCAAACACAUGGUGGUGACGGUCGACCCAGGCCUGCUGCAGCUGGAAGGUGGCGGUGCUCUCCUGACUUCCCUGCACGCAAUGGGCUGCAACUGUGCCAUAGAGAAGCAGUCUCUUCCUCGUAGUGUCACCUGGGCUAGACGCUCACCCUGCCCUCAGACUGGUGAGAUUAUGUCCAUUCCAGACUCACAUGCUGUAAUCCAAGUUCCAGUGGAUGACUUUGUGACCAUGAUUAACAACUACUGCAAGAGGCAAAGCAACAGUGUAUUAACCGAAAGCGGCAUAUCUCUGACCACCUGGAUCCAAGGACUUAUGAGCAGGAACCCAGGCAGAACCCUCAGUCUGGUCGUGAUUGACAUAGAUAAGUACUUCAGAUCCCAGAAUUCAAAAUGUCAGAAGAAAUUCCGUGAGGCAGUGCUAGGCGAGGAAAAGAAUGUGGGACUUCAGGGAGGGCAGAAAAAGCGAAGAAAGAGAGACGAUAUCAAUCAGCUUCCAGAGGUCUCGCGAGUGCAGGUUGAGGAGACUUUGGUAGACUUGCAGCUGCAAACUGGUGUGCAGGUUCGCUUCCUCUCUACCUGGAAGGACUUCACUGAUUAUAUUACCAUGUCAACCAAAGCAGUAGCCGAGGCUCCGUUCAAGCGGGAGCGAGAGAAGACGGGGUUCACAUUUUGUUUGGAGAGUGAGUGGGCAGGGGGUCAGAAGGUGGACCGCACAGGGAAUGGCCUUCUGCAAGUUUGGAAUAGACAAAUACAGCAGUUGAACCGUGUCAGCCCUGAUAUGGCCAGUGCUGUACUCAGUGCCUACCCGUCUCCUCGGCUCCUUGCUCAGGCAUAUGCACGGUGCAAAUCGGAGCAUGAAAAAGUUGGUCUGCUGUCAGAUGUACUCAUUCGUCGCGGAGAGGGUGUGACAUCUACAACUCGCAGAGUUGGUCCAGAGCUUUCUAAACGGUUGUUUCUUAUGAUGACGUCACAUGAUGACCAGCAACCCCUUGAUUCUGCUGUAUAGGUUAUUCUGCCUUGUACACACAGAUGUCAAAAGAAUUGUUAUA